CAAUAACAAGAGUAGGAGUUGUCACAUUCGUACUCCUUUACACUCAAUUUAACUUUAAACGCAAUUAUUUAAUUAGAUCUAGUCUAGAUCGAUUUAUUAGAUUUUAAAAUUAAUAAGUUUCAUGAUGAAAUGGAAGAGAUAGUAUAUCAUGGACCAUAUUCCAUAGUUAUCAAUUUUUUAUAAAAUUUAAAAAUGAGGUUUCGAUUUUUCUCCAAAUCUAAGGCUUUAAAGCUUCGUCGCUAUGCCAAGCAAGUUGUUAUACUGAUAUACUUCUCUCUUGUUGGUUUUGCCUUAUUUAACUACAGAAGCCACUGUAUAGAGACUAUGCCCAAUUCAUUAAUUGAAAUGUCCAAGUUAGAUCAUUCAGAUGAAGGCAGGUGCACUCUUGAUUUCGAGACACUGGGAGAUGCAGAUGUAAAUAUAUUUGGUGAACCCACAGAGGAGAGUAUUGUCGCAAUGAAUCCACAUGUAUUGAAAGGGGGCACGUGGAAACCAACAGAAUGUCGUUCUUGGCAGCGUGUGGCAAUAAUAAUUCCUUAUCGUGAUCGUCUACAUCAUUUGUUAAUUCUUCUACGUCGAUUACAUCCAAUGUUACAGACUCAAAAAAUUGACUAUAAAAUAUUUGUUAUAGAACAGGAUGGUACAGAUAAAUUUAACAGAGGGAAGUUAAUGAAUGUUGGUUACAUGGAGGCUUUGCGACUAGGAGAAUAUGAUUGCAUGGUAUUCCAAGAUGUCGAUUUGUUGCCUGAAGAUGAUCGCAACCUUUAUCUGUGUGAUGAGUAUGCCAGACAUUUGGCUGCAGCUAUUGAUGAAAUGAGAUAUCAUGUCAUGUAUUAUAACUAUGCUGGUGGAGUUAUAGCAAUGAACAAACACAAUUUUAGAAAAGUGAAUGGAUACUCUAAUUCAUACUGGGGCUGGGGCAAUGAAGACGAUGAUUUCUCUGCUAGAAUUCAAGAAUCUGGUUUGUUGUUAACCAGACCCCCUGCUCACAUAGGACGAUACAAAAUGGUGAGACACACUAAAGAAACACGUUCAGAGCAUGGAAAUGAAAUGUUCUUAGGCUGGAAAACAAGAUGGCCAAAAGAUGGAUUAAAUGAUGCUGUUGGUUUAAAUUAUACGCUGCGUGAUGUGUUUGAGGGGCCUCUUUAUACAAAGAUAUUGGUGGACAUAGGAAAGCCCCCCUCUUCUAUGGACGUUUAUAUGAGUGAUCAUUCCAAAGAUGUUUCUAUUUGGUGGUUUUUGAAAUAUUACUACCCAUAGUAAAGACUGAUGUGCAAGCAAUGUUCCUGUGAUACCACCUGUUUUUAACUAGAGAAUUUAAUCUACUUAGUUUUUUGCAAACUAAAAGAUUUCCCUGCUAGUCAUACCUGGUAUUUGUAACUUAAGAUUCCAUUUUCAGUGGACAUUUCACUGUGUUGUUUGUUUGUAUUUUUUGUUAUUGUAAAGUUUCUAAGUUGAUUUUGUAAAUGUGACCUUCCAUGACAAAAUCAGUGGCUUUGUAUCUUUUGCUAUUUUGAACUAGAGUUGAAAUUUUUUAAGAGGUAGUAAAAUGAUUUUGGUGCUGUUAUUACUAAUUACCUUAUUUAUUCAUAUUUUGGCCUAUGCACUAUUAUGGAGGAAGUUUUUAAAAGAAAUGUAUAUCCAACAUACUUUAUCUAGUAGAAAAAUAAUAUGCUUAGUAUAUAGAUGAUAGUAAUUCUGAAAUUUCUCAGAAUCACAUUUAGGAUAAACAAAUUCAUGGUGCAAUUCACCAUUGAAACUAGUGUUAGAUUGAUUUAAAACAGACUAAAACGGUGAACAUCAUCCAGAGGUACUUAGUUCCUAUCUGUUGUGGUGCUUCAAAGCAUGGGACAACCUAAAAUUUAGAGUCUGGAAGCUGAGAAAGCCAGAAUUAUGUCAUCACUGUGCAAACAUUCCUUAAGAUGCUUCUUUUUUCUCUGCCCCUGCCAAUUGCUUGAAGUUAAAAGAAAUCUAUGUAAAUGUUCAAUAGCUUGUUUAUAAUUUCAUUCUUAUUCUUACGCUCCAAAGAUCUAAUCUUAUCCUCAAACAUUCUGUAAAUAUUUUUUGUAGUGAUUUAUUUGCAAACUGUUUAGUUUUUUUUUCACUACCAGAAUGUUCACAUGUGUGCUUCCACAGUUCAUAUAGUUUAGUCUUGACUCCAGAUCUAUUUCUGUUUGACUUUUUACUCACUUUGUUGAUCUCUUAUAGUCUGGCUGGCCAGGUUUAAAGCUAAGUGUCAUCCACACAGAUAUCAGAAAAUAUGUAUUGGUACUUGUAGCUUUAUAAAAAUGAAGAAAAAAAGGGGAUUUCUUUCUGACUUGAGUAUAGGUUGUGAGUUUUUAUAAUAAACUGAUUUAUUCUACCAAUUACCUAAGGUUGGCUUAAGCAUAGGUAAAAUGAUGCUAUUGUGGAAGAAUAUUAACAAAAUUUGUUUAUAGUGUCUUACAAAACCUGUGCCAAGAUCAAUAUAUUAUUGUAGAAUGUCAUGAGACUUGUGUGAAUGAAAAACAGGUUUUAAGUUAUUUAUUUUACUUCUCAUUUGCUAAAAAAAUUUUGAACCAUUAGAAAAUGACUUAUUUCAUUUUGUAAAAAGUAUUUCUAUUUCCAUUAAAUUUAACAUACUGCAUUCAUUUUAACUAAUCCAUUGCUCAUUUACCCAGACUUUGUACUUAGCAUUUAUGAAAACAGGCAUUU
Molecule: messenger RNA, 2694 nt
Organism: Physella acuta
Lineage: Eukaryota; Metazoa; Mollusca; Gastropoda; Physidae
Product: beta-1,4-galactosyltransferase 4
Biological process (GO): glycosphingolipid biosynthetic process; carbohydrate metabolic process
Cellular component (GO): Golgi apparatus
Molecular function (GO): N-acetyl-beta-glucosaminyl-derivative 4-beta-N-acetylgalactosaminyltransferase activity; galactosyltransferase activity
Source: RefSeq, a predicted model, not a curated record